UCCUGUCACAACGACGACGGUCCACUCCGGUUCCACCAUGAUCAGUGUGGCAUGUUGUACCCAAAACAGACUUUAAGGAUAUCCGAAUUGACAUUUUGUUAGUACAUGUAUUAGCAGUGCAGUGAUACGGGGGUAUACAUAUAUAUUAAUAGACUUAGCUGUAUAAAGCAAAACGUUCAAAGAAAAGGCGAGUUUUGUCAACAGCAGGAGUGCUGCUCUUGCGUUGUUGAUGUGUGGUCUGUGUGAGCUGGCUGACCGAGGGGUAGGGUCCCGUCCAGACUGGAAAACAGAGGCAGGGCGACUCCGAGACAACAGAUAAGAGACCCCGAGGUAGCGAGCGGACGGGAGGCAUGCUGCUCUUCUUCAGGAAGAGGAAGCCCAGCGAGGAGUCGAGGAAGAGGCUUGAACACCAGCUGUGCCUGGCCAAGGAAGCUGGAGCCGAUGACGUCCUGGAUAUCUCUGGGUGCGAGCUGUCAGAGAUCCCAGCCAGUGUCUUUUCGACAUGCAAGGUGCUGCAGAAGAAGGUGUUUAUUGUUCAUGACAAUCAGCUGACAUCUCUGGUGCCCAAAUCCUGCAGCAUCACCAGCCUGGUCACUCUAAAGGUGCUGGAUCUUCAUGAGAACAAGCUGACAUCACUUCCUGCUGACCUGGGGCAGCUGCGCUCCCUGCAGGUGCUGAAUGUGGAGAGGAACCAGCUGCAGUGUCUCCCAGAGUCCAUUGGUGAACUGUCCCAGCUGCAGACACUCAGUGUGAGAGGGAACUGUUUGUCCGAGCUGCCCACCUCCCUGGGGCGCAUGAGGAGCCUGCGGACCCUUGACCUCAGCGAGAACAAAGUGAGGGAGCUGCCCACCGAGCUGGCCAGCGUCCGCACACUGGAGACCCUGACUCUGGACGCUGCUGCCAUGACCUUCCCCCCGGCCAGUGUGUGUGCAGGAGGCACCGAGGCCAUCCAGCAGUUCCUCUGCGCAGAGCUGGGGGUGGAGUACUGCCCUCCCUCUCAGUACCUGCUGUCUGUGCUGGAGAGGAAGGAGGGGGCUGCGCUGGAGGACUGUGUGGAUGGGGGGAGCUCCUCACCAGUGCAGGAGGAGAUGAUCUGGCAGAACAAGUUCCAGGACUACGAGAAAAGAAAGGAGCAGAAGAAUCUGGAGAAGCUGGAGUUUGAGCGUCGGCUGGGCGAGGAGCAGAGGGAACAUGCCCAGCUCAUCCAGCUAAACAACUCCCACAAGGAGGACGUCCUGCACUCCGUCAAACAGGAGCAUCAGCGGCUGGAGGCGGGGCUAUGCCAUCAGCGGAGGGUCCUGGAGGCGGAGCGUCACAGGCUGAUGCACCAAUUGAAAGUGGCGGAGGAGAGCAUCACAGGGCGGAUCAAGAGCCUGCUGAUGCAGAACCAGAGACAGAAGAAGGGUGCUGAGCUGCUGCAGACCUUGGAGAAGGAGAGAGUGCGCACGGAGCGACUGACCGCCAUCACACAGGAAGAGGCGGAGCGUCUGCGCAGGAAGGAGGUGGCAGCCGCUAUGCAGCAGAUGCUGUCGGAGAGCUACUCCAUCAGACUGAUCCAGGAGGCGUGCGACUCCCGCAGGCAGAGCCUCGUCUCGGAGACCUGCAGCAGUCUGGGCCAGAUGGACAGGAUGUUUGAGCAGGUCCUGUCUCUACAGCAGCUGGAUCAGAGCAAAGCCCUCCGUCACAUCCUUCAGGAGGAGGAGAUGCAGAAGGCAGCGUUCGAAGCCAUGCAGCUUCAGAAGGACGGAAUGCACAGAUACAUCCGGAACCAGAUUAAGUUAAUAGAGGCUGAAUUAAUGCAGCUGACAAAGCUGGAGGUAAAGAGGCGUGAUCUGGACACUGAGAACCUACAGGAAGUGCUGUCCGACCAGCGCAGCGCCCUCGCUGACCUCCUGCAGCAGCUCCUCAAACAGAAGGACCAGCGCGAGACGGAGCUCCGCGACAUCCUGGUUGAGAUGCAGCAGAAGAGUGAGGCCAGUCAGGAGAAUUACUGGAUGAUCCAAUACCAGAGGCUGCUGGACGCCAAGCCACAGUCCCUCCAAGUGCAGGAAGCCGGUCUGCAGCAGGGCUUGGUUGAUCUGCUCGUUGGGCUCUCUGCUCAGCACUACCUGCCCAUCCUGGCACACCACCGUGUUUCCACAGAGACGCUGCGGGGUCUGAGUGCGGCUGACCUCAAGCAGAUGGGGAUCAGCGAGGUGGGGGUGCAGCGGGCUCUGCUCAGCUGGGCUCAGGAGCAGGGGCCCACAGCGCUGCCAGAGCCCUCAAAGGCAGUGGAGAAGGAGGUUGAUCAGGAGGGGGAGAGGGAGUCACCGCCCAGCCCACACCCACCCCCCAGCGCCCCCAGCGCCCUGGAGGGAGGGGGGCAAUCGGAGUGUGUGGUCUGCAUGGAACGUGAGUCCCAGAUCAUCUUCCUGGCCUGCGGUCACGCGUGUUGCUGCUCCAGCUGCAGCGAGGCCCUGCGGAGCUGCCCGCUGUGCCGCGGUGACAUCGCACAGCGCAUCCGCAUCUACAGGCACUAGGGGGCGCUACACCACUGGACACACACUGCACUUUAUAUCUGCCGGCAUGAAGCCGCCGAUGUUAUCUUUUGAGGUCCUCUCCUGUCUUAACUAGUCGUUGGGCUGGGGGACUGGGGGGGGGUAUUUGGUGACGGAACGUCCUGCAGUGCGGUCUUGGGUAAGAGGGGCUCUCCUGUAUAAACGGUUGAAGUGGCUCUCUUCCUAAACUGGUUGUAUUUCCCUUUAACUCUAAUGUAUGAAGUGUAGCCAGCUUUCCAUACAAGUGCUCUUAAAAAAAAUCUUUUAAUCAAAUAUGUUGUUGUGAACACUGCAUGGGACCUAGUGUUUGUGUACUCUGUCUUGUGUAUUAAUACUAAUAACAUCUAUUUAUAUAGGAUGUUAAUUUUAAACUACUGUUGCGAAUAUGAUUGGGGGGGUCCAAACCUGGCCAUGUUUUGCAAAAAUAGCAAAAAAAUAAAAGCUGGAUGUAAUCUAGUUGCUAAGGCUCAAGCAAUGGGAACUUGUUUUACCAGACCCCCGUGUUUCCUUGAUGUACAUCCUCGCAUGCUCACACGAGCAGGUGCAGCUCGUGGGAGUGACUCUGUCCGGUAUCCGACACACAGUGUCUGUGGACUGCGCCACUUCUGCUGCUUUGAGCCAAGCUCAGAUCUCUGGAACUCAGUGGAGUUACUCGGGCUCUUCUGCUGAUGAUCAGCAGGGUUAGAAACUCACAGUACACCUGCACCCAGCCCUUUUGUUUUAGAUCCGUUCUUGAAACGAUCAGAUCUUCAUGCUGAAUCAGUCUCUAAACCUGUAGGUUUGCUAUCAGCUCAUACGGCUAGAGGGGAGCUGUGUUAAAGAGGGAGGCUCAAACUCCUGCCUGCUGAUAACUGAAACGAUUGAGGGUGUUUCUGAAAGACAGGACUGGGUGCAAGUGUCUUAAGAUUCUCCUGCACUCCCUGCAUCGCCCCAGCCUGUUCUGUAUUAGAUGCAUGAGCCUGCAUGAAUUCACUGCCCUGCCCUCCAUUUGCUGAUAAAUAAGGGGUGCUGGUGAUUUCUAGAGCGAGCUGGCUACUUUGCGUUUCAUUAUUUUAAUGUAAAGGCUAUGAGUCCAUGAGAGGGAAGCCUACGAGUGACGCACAGUGAAAUAUGGAGCUGCACUGUGGCUGGUGUUUUUAUAUGUAAUGGAAUUACCAUACAGCAAUAUUUGCAGGAUUGAGCUUUUCCAUUGUGCUGUUCUGAUCAUUUCCAUGCGACUCGACUCUUAUGUCCUGUAGACCCCCUUAUGCAAUUUGUGCUCAUUUUAAGGUAUUUUUUUUUUCUCUUCUUAGUUUGCAUCCAUUGUUUUUGAUAUCAGAGCCAUCUCUAAACAAUGCAGUCUUUGAGUCUGUGUCUCAUAAUGCUGCGCUGCACUCUGAAAAUAGGAGCAGCAGCAGCUCUCUCUCACUGGCUGUGGGGUAGACCUGGAAUCUCAUGAUCCUUCUCUCAAGGUCUAUCACAGAGCUUCAGCUGAACAAAUCCGCCAGCGAACUUGUGAAAUGAUCCUGUGUCCAAACACAUAUAUCUACUCUGUUUUUUUCCUGUAUUUUUUUUUAUACUUUGUAAGUGUUGUAUGAAUUGGUUUUAUAUACCUGCAUGUAUAAAAAUCCAGUUAUUUAAA
Molecule: messenger RNA, 4158 nt
Organism: Acipenser ruthenus (sterlet)
Lineage: Eukaryota; Metazoa; Chordata; Actinopteri; Acipenseriformes; Acipenseridae
Product: E3 ubiquitin-protein ligase LRSAM1-like
Exons: 25
Coding region: 351-2519 (722 amino acids)
Molecular function (GO): protein binding
Source: RefSeq, a predicted model, not a curated record